Molecule: messenger RNA, 2019 nt
Organism: Galeopterus variegatus (Sunda flying lemur)
Lineage: Eukaryota; Metazoa; Chordata; Mammalia; Dermoptera; Cynocephalidae
Gene: PADI4
Product: peptidyl arginine deiminase, type IV
Exons: 16
Coding region: 1-2019 (672 amino acids)
Cellular component (GO): cytoplasm
Molecular function (GO): protein-arginine deiminase activity; calcium ion binding
Source: RefSeq, a predicted model, not a curated record
AUGGCCCAGAGGACAGUGAUCCGUGUGGGCCCAGAGCAGACCACCCAUGCCGUGUGUGUGCUGGGCACCUUGACUCAGCUCGAUGUCUGCAGCUCUGCCCCCAAAGACUACACAUCCUUCAGCAUCAAUGCCCCCCCUGGAGUGGUUGUGGAUGUUACCCACAGCCCUCCAGCCAAGAAGAAGCCCACAGGUUCCUACAAAUGGCCCCUGGACCGUGAGCUGGAGGUGACUCUGCGGAUGAAAGCUCCCAGCAGUAGCACAGAUGACCAGAAGGUUCAGAUUUCAUACUACGGACCCAAAAUCCCACCGGUGCAAGCCCUGCUCUACCUCACCGGGGUCGAAAUCGCCCUGCAUGCAGACAUCACCCGUACUGGCAAAGUGACGCCGGGCAAAGUGAAGCCGACCAGAGCCCUGAAAGACCAGAAGACCUGGACCUGGGGCCCUCAUGGACAAGGUGCCAUCCUGCUGGUGAACUGUGACAAAGACAAUCCCAAGUCUUUCACCAUAGACUGCAAGGAUAAUAAAGUGCUUGACAGCAAAGACCUGCAAGACAUGUCCCUGCUGACCCUGAGCACGAAGACCCCCAGGGACUUCUUCACCAAACAUCGACUGGUGCUUCAUAUGGCCAAAUCUGAGAUGCACAAAGUGAGAGUGUUUCAUGCCACACGGGGCAAACUGCCCUCCAGGUACAGGAUGGUCCUGGGGCCCCAGCAGCCCUCUCACCCCCUGGAGGUCCCAGCCGGCGAGCACAACACGGACUUCUAUGUGGAGGGCCUCGCUUUCCCAGAUGCCGACUUCUCAGGGCUCAUUUCCUUCACUGUCUCCCUGCUGGACAUGUCCAACCUGGAGCUCCCAGAGACCCUAAUUUUCCAAGACAGUGUGGCCUUCCGCGUGGCCCCCUGGAUCAUGACCCCCAACACCCAGCCCCCACAGGAGGUGUACGUGUGCAGGAUUUCUGGAAAUGAAGACUUCCUGAAGUCAGUGACUGCUCUGGUCAAGAAAGCCAAGUGCAAGCUGACUGUGUGCUCCGAAGAGGAGAACAUGGACGACCAGUGGAUGCAGGAUGAAAUGGAGGUCGGCUACAUCCAAGCUCCACACAAGACACUGCCCGUGGUCUUUGACUCCCCGAGGGACAGAGGACUGAAGGAGUUCCCCAUCAAACGCGUGCUGGGUCCGGAUUUUGGCUAUGUGACUCGAAGACCCCAAACAGGGGAGAUCACAGGGCUCGACUCCUUUGGGAACAUGGAAGUGAGCCCCCCAGUCACAGUGGGGAAGAAGGAAUACCCUCUGGGCAGGAUUCUCAUCGGGAACAGCAGUUACCCCAGCAAUCAGAGCCGGGAGAUGCACCAGGCCCUGCAGGACUUCCUUGGUGCCCAGCGGGUACAGGCCCCCGUGAAACUCUAUUCCGACUGGCUGUAUGUGGGCCACGUGGACGAGUUCCUGAGCUUCGUUCCGGCGCCUGACAGGAAGGGCUUCCGGCUGCUCCUGGCCAGCCCCAGAUCCUGCUAUAAGCUGUUCCAGGAGCAGCAGAAGGAGGGUCACGGGGAGGCUCUGCUGUUCAAAGGGGUCAGGGAAAUAAAACAGCAGAAAAUAAAGGACAUUCUGUCAAACAAGAUAUUGAGAAAACACAAUUCAUAUGUGGAGAACUGCAUCGACUGGAACCGAGAGGUGCUGAAGCAGGAGCUGGGCCUGGCCGACGGUGACAUCGUUGACAUCCCGCAGCUCUUUAAGCUCAAGAAGAAUGAAGAAGGGAUUCUCAAGGCCAAUGCCUUUUUCCCAAACAUGGUGAACAUGCUGGUGCUGGGGAAGUACCUGGGCAUCCCCAAGCCCUUCGGGCCCAUCAUCAAGGGCCGCUGCUGCCUGGAGGAGAAGGUGCGGUCCCUGCUGGAGCCGCUGGGCCUCCACUGCAGCUUCAUCGACGACUUCACCCCCUACCACAUGCUGCACGGGGAGGUGCACUGCGGCACCAAUGUGCGCCGGCAGCCCUUCCCCUUCAAGUGGUGGAACAUGGUGCCCUGA